AGAUGUGGUUAAUGUUCAUAUCUCUGACCCCAUGCCUGCCUGUGUAUUAGUUGGAGUGGUCAGGACCAGUGUACAUCUAUAACGUAUGUAGUACCCAUUAUCUUUUUCCUAAUCAAUAACCUGUUGGUUCACCAAGUCAUUCAUUUUCUUAUUCAUUCUUCUUACAACCAUGAUGAGAGGUUUUCCAAUUUUUCGAUUACCGCAUAAACCACUACGUUUAUUGCUGAAAACUAUGGAGGUGCAAGAUUUAGUGAGGAUAUCGUUUUAUUCAAAAACUGCCAAACAUGCUGUUGAAUCGUUGAAUAUGAAGCUCAUAUAUUUUUAUAUAACAAUUUCUGGGACAAUACAAUUUGAUAUCUUCACUUAUAAUAUGGAAGAUCUCAAUUUGAAAUUGUCUGUGACACAAUCUGAAGGAAGGAAUUUGAUUCGAGUGCACGGUGAAAAAGUAAUGACAGGAAUCAGUUUGCGGGAGUUUAUAGAUCAAAUUCUUACAAUAUUCCAUCAAGCAACUAUUCAUAAGCUAUUUAUUAAGCAUAUCGACUACGAUUAUCUAGAAGAAUUCAAUAAUUUGAAUAUUCAACUUUUACACCUCGCGACUAGGAGCUCACUGAAACAUUUUGCAAGACGAUUCGAUUUUCUAACUUUAGAGCAAAUUACUUGGGAAACUCGAGAUUUCCAGUCACUUGUGGGCCUCAACUUCAAACAUUUAGAAACAAGAAGCACUUUUAAACUAGAAGACUUACUCGUUUCAAAUACUUCUCAAAUACUUAUUCAUGAACCAUUGCCCCUAACAGAUCUAUGCAUAUUUCUAAAACAUUGGAUCAAUGGAUCAACUGAACGGCUGGAAUUAUUCCAUAUGCGUCUUCCUCAAAAUUUUCAGAAGGAAGAAUUUAUUCAGAAUGCCUUAAGUGGUAUUAAAUACAAAAAACUGGACGUCGACCAAAAACUGGAGUUCGAAGCAGCUGUGGAUGUAUGGAAGGACUCACACAGAGAGGUGAAAAACGAGGGAUUUGGAAUCCAAAGGAGCGAUGGUACCUACGCAAUUAUUGUUGUGUGUGAUGAGUUUGCAACUAACAAGUAUUUGAAGAUGUUUGUUUGGAAGCCGAUUGAUUCAAGUAUCGGAGAUCUCCUUAAAAUUGCAUCGUUUUAAAUAGUAUCUACGUGGUCACAAGAGGAAACUUGUACAAAAUUAAUUUAAAUGUUAAACAUCUAUUUUAAAAUGAUUUAUUAUUUAUUUUUCUGUUGAAUAAAUUGAAUAAACUUAAAUCUU
Molecule: messenger RNA, 1270 nt
Organism: Caenorhabditis elegans
Lineage: Eukaryota; Metazoa; Nematoda; Chromadorea; Rhabditida; Rhabditidae
Gene: fbxb-87
Product: F-box domain-containing protein
Exons: 3
Coding region: 170-1150 (326 amino acids)
Source: RefSeq, marked reviewed